AAGAUUAAGCGCGCGCACGCACUACUGCAGCGCGCAUAUAACAUCCUCUGUGUAGAAUUAGAUAAUUGUACAAACAAUAAGUUAGUGUUGCAGAUAGCUGUUAAAGCUAUUAUUAAUAUAGUAAGACUAAACAGUUUUAUACCUAUAUUACUUAUGUUUAGAAUAUAUCUAAGAAUU
Molecule: messenger RNA, 177 nt
Organism: Lindgomyces ingoldianus
Lineage: Eukaryota; Fungi; Ascomycota; Dothideomycetes; Pleosporales; Lindgomycetaceae
Exons: 1
Source: RefSeq, a predicted model, not a curated record